UUUUCUGAUUCCAAGCAAAAGAAUUAAAAAGAUGGCAUUUAGCUAUCCAUGCAGCUCACCAUCGAUGGUGGCUUUGCUCUUUGUUGUUUUCCUUUCAUUGUUUCCUCAGUUGGGGUUCUGUGCGACAAGGCAUUAUACUUUUAAUAUUGUGCAGAAGAAUGUGACGCGUCUGUGCAGCACGAAGAGCAUUCUUAGCGUCAAUGGGCGCUUCCCGGGGCCUCGCCUGGUGGCAAGAGAAGGCGAUAGAGUGGUGGUUAAGGUUGUGAACCAUGUCUCCAACAACAUCACCAUUCAUUGGCACGGGAUUCGACAGCUUCGAAGUGGAUGGGCAGACGGACCAGCAUACGUAACGCAAUGUCCCAUACUGACUAACCAAACGUACACGUACAACUUCACCAUCACGGGACAAAGAGGCACACUGUUCUGGCAUGCUCACAUUUCUUGGCUAAGAGCAACACUCCAUGGACCAAUAAUCAUUCUUCCAAGGCGCAAUGAAUCCUACCCCUUUCAGAAGCCCUAUAAAGAAGUUCCCAUCAUAUUUGGGGAGUGGUGGAAGGUAGACCCUGAGGCUGUUAUUAGCCAGGCACUUCAAACAGGAGGUGGUCCUAAUGUUUCAGAUGCAUACACCAUUAAUGGGUUUCCAGGGCCCUUGUAUAACUGUUCCUCUAAAGAUACAUACAAGCUGAAGGUGAAGCCAGGGAAGACAUACAUGCUCCGACUGAUCAAUGCCGCCAUGAACGACGAACUCUUCUUCAGCAUCGCAAACCACACCCUCACCAUAGUCGAAGCCGAUGCCACUUACAUCAAACCAUUCGAAACCAACGUGGUGCUCAUAACCCCAGGCCAAACCACCAAUGUUCUCCUCAAAACCAAGCCUUUUCACCCCAACGCCUCCUUCCUAAUGGAAGCUCGCCCUUAUUUCACCGGCCAAGGCACCUUCGACAACUCCACCGUCGCCGCAAUCCUCCAAUACCAACACCCUCCGCCUCCCGGCAAUAAUAUUAAUGUGAAAAUAAAAAUGUUUAGACCGACCCUGCCAGCUCUGAACGCCACCAGUUUUGUGGCGAACUUUACCCGGAAGUUUCGGAGUUUGGGCAGUUCCGAGUUCCCCGCGAAUGUUCCGCGGGUUGUUAAUAAGCGUUUCUUUUUCACCGUGGGGUUAGGCUCGGUGCCCUGCCCUAAGAACGUGACGUGUCAGGGGCCUAACAAUAACAGCCGUUUUGCGGCGUCGGUUAACAAUGUGUCCUUUGCUCUUCCAUCCACGGCCCUCUUGCAGGCCUACUUUUCCGGCAAAUCUAACGGCGUUUACUCUACGGAUUUCCCCGUUAACCCGCCCAACCCCUUUAACUACACCGGCGCGUCGCCCAAUAACACCGCGGUCGGAAAUUCCACGCGCUUGGUGGUUCUGCCGUUCAACGCUAGCGUUGAGGUGGUGUUGCAGGAUACGAGUAUUCUUGGGGCGGAGAACCACCCCCUACACCUCCACGGCUUCAAUUUUUUUGUGGUUGGUGAAGGGUUUGGGAACUUUGACCCCAAUAAAGACCCCGCCGGGUUUAAUCUGAAAGACCCUGUGGAGAGGAACACCGUUGGAGUUCCCGCUGGUGGCUGGGUUGCCCUUCGUUUCUUUGCAGACAAUCCUGGGGUGUGGUUUAUGCACUGUCAUUUUGAUGUGCAUACAAGCUGGGGAUUGCGGAUGGCUUGGAUCGUGCUAGACGGAUCGCUACCCAAUCAGAAGUUGAUGCCACCACCGUCAGAUCUUCCCAAGUGCUAACCAAAACCGUCUGAUCAGAUCACCUCAUCCAUCCAUCCACUUCACUAAUUUUGGAGUGUUUUCAAGCAAUUUUUCCUAUGUUUAUUUAAUUUCAUUCUUUUGUUGUGUCUCGAGCGAGGAAAAAAAAACAAGGUUUCUUUCAUUGCUGAGCUCCUUUUCUUGUUUUGCUCCCUCAUUGUUUCCUUCAAAAGAAAUAGGGCAUGCUUUGCCUUCAAUGAAAUUCAACCCUACGAUUGCUUUGAA
Messenger RNA from Ipomoea triloba (trilobed morning glory), 2014 nucleotides. Its product is annotated as laccase-17-like. Bases 32 to 1771 code for a protein of 579 amino acids. Gene Ontology annotation, molecular function: copper ion binding; hydroquinone:oxygen oxidoreductase activity. The record is from RefSeq and is a predicted model, not a curated record. Lineage: Eukaryota; Viridiplantae; Streptophyta; Magnoliopsida; Solanales; Convolvulaceae. Gene Ontology annotation, cellular component: apoplast. Gene Ontology annotation, biological process: lignin catabolic process. The transcript is spliced from 6 exons.